CGUUUUCUGUCAAAACCGAAAAAAUCGUUUUCUGCCAAAACCGAAGUUACAGUCGUUUUAUUAUUACUAGUCUUUUAGUUUGAGACUCUAAAGUUUUUUUUUCAAAUACAUGCUUAUCAAUUUUUUUGUUUAUUACAAGUUAUUAUUGUAGUAAAUUUUAACAUAUGAUUAAAUCAAGACAAGGGUUCUUUGGUAAUUUGUUUACUAAAUUCAUUUGGAUGGAAAUGAAAAUAAAGAAACAAAUAUAAAAUUCAUUUAGAUGGUUUAUCUACCGUCUGGAUGGACAAACAAACAGUCCAAAAAAUCUGAAUGGAUCAUUUCAAUAGAAAUGGAUUUUCUGGAUGGAGAUGACAGAUGGUGAAACGAACGGCCCCAUCAUUUAUAGUUUCCAUAAUUUAGGAUAUCUAGUUUCCCAAUUACAUUAAACGUGACACUUAAUUCAGCUAAGUUUACACCCGUUUGGUGAACAAACUAAGGAGGAGCAAUAAAUCAGUUACUCGAAAACAGAAACGAAGAAAGCACACGCGUGUAAUAUGUAUUCUCUAUCCAUUAUGAUAUAACUUUAUAAAGUGAUAACCCAAAUAAAAUAAUAAGUUAAUACAUUUUAAAAAAAAAAUUAAUCCAUUUACGCCUCAGACGGUCAGACCUAUAUAUAAGUAUAUCAUCAAACUUCCUCUCAUUUCUCUACAUCAAACUCAAUUAUCUUCUUAUACUUUACACCAUCAAGUACCAACAAUAUGAGAACGAUGGUAGACUUGGGAAGAGAAAGAAGCAGCCAUCUGCGAGUCAUUAACUCUCCGACCAACGUUGACUGUGCCCGUGAAGUCCGUCUCCGACGAACCCUACGUUCCCUUAUCGAGUGCUUAAUCCCAUACUGUUGCACUUACCAAUCUCCUCCCUCCGACCAAGACGACACCGUCUCUUCCUCUUCCUCCGACAAAACCGGUGCAGUUAUUACCGGAACUUUCUUCGGUCACCGUCAUGGCCACGUCAGCUUCUGCCUCCAAGACGACACUCAUCCGUUGUCUCGGCCACCUCUCCUCCUACUCGAGCUAGCCGUUCCUACGGCGGCUCUAGCUCGUGAGAUGGAGGAGGGAUUUCUCAGAAUCGCUCUCCGGAGCAAAAGCAACCGCCGGUCUAAUAUCUUAGACGUGCCGGUUUGGUCUAUGUACUGCAACGGAAGGAAAGUUGGGUUCGCCGUGAAGAGAGAGGUAACUGAAAACGACGUCGUGUUUCUCCGGUUGAUGAAGUCUGUUUCCGUUGGCGCAGGGGUGGUUCCAAACGGUGAGACGUUGUAUUUGAGGGCGAAGUUUGAGCGAGUCACGGGGUCUAGUGACUCGGAUGCGUUUCAUAUGGUUAACCCAGAGGGUAGCUAUGGACAGGAGCUUAGCAUUUUUCUUUUGAGAUCGUGAUAUACUUGUGAACUUGGGAUUAUGAAAAAAUCUAGUUCUUAUGAUGUGUUAUUUUUUUUUUUUUUUGCAACUAAAAGGGUUAAACCCGGGUCUAUUAAAGACACAGACCUAACUCCCGGGUGGGAGGUGCAACCCACGGAUGGAUCCUCUCCCGGGUAUUCAAAUGGGCCGUAAGCAUGAGCCCAUAUCCGCGUGGCCACAUGUGGAGCUAAUAAUUUCGCACUAGAAGGGAGUCGAUCCCUGGCCUGGACCAACAAGGCAACUUCUUCUCUAGUGGAAACCACUAGGCCUCCACGACGUGGUUCAUAUGAUGUGUUAUUUAGUGUUCGGUUUUGUGUAUAUUUUAAAACGUUGGUUUAGUUACAAAUAGUGUUUACUGUUAUAUAGUUUAUAUAUCUCGGUGGUAUAUUGUAACAGUGUGUGGAUAUCCUCAGAUAAUUUUUAGAUAAUGGUGGAAUAAGUUAUAGAUCCCGA
Brassica napus (rape) is the source of this 1886-nucleotide messenger RNA. RefSeq names its product protein MIZU-KUSSEI 1. NCBI's taxonomy places the organism in Eukaryota, Viridiplantae, Streptophyta, Magnoliopsida, Brassicales, Brassicaceae. Gene Ontology annotation, biological process: hydrotropism. The transcript has a single exon. The coding region runs from base 738 to 1412 and encodes 224 amino acids. The record is from RefSeq and is a predicted model, not a curated record.